Messenger RNA from Pochonia chlamydosporia 170, 459 nucleotides. RefSeq lists its product as hypothetical. Lineage: Eukaryota; Fungi; Ascomycota; Sordariomycetes; Hypocreales; Clavicipitaceae. The transcript has a single exon. The record is from RefSeq and is a predicted model, not a curated record. Bases 1 to 459 code for a protein of 152 amino acids.
AUGAUGGCGAAGUGGCCAUUCGGCUCACUGGAUGGAUUAGCCCGCGAGGUAGGAUUGCAGGACGGCACCCAUCAAUCAACGACCAAUAACGACAUGCAGGAAGAAAGCGCCUGCUGCAGGUGCAAUAGGACGGUGGUGUCACAUUGCAUGCGAGUACUGGAUGAUGAACUUGCCCUCUCUCGGAACUCAUCGCCAGCUCCACAGCCAGCCACACAGCCAGCGGUUCCUGAUAAAGUCAUGGCUCCUGGUUGCUUGGCGGGUCUCAUGGAUGUACCCGUAACCGAAUGUGAGCCUUUGGAUGAAUGCAGAUGGCCAGACGGAGACCUGAGAUACUUGCUGCUGGACGGCACGAACAACUGCAAGUCUGAGGGCUUGGUAUAUGUUUUUUUUUUUUGGUAUUUGCAUCUCGCCAGGGACCUGGCAUCAAACUGGCCUAGAACAUGUAGCAACAUUGAUUAA